AGAUGAAGUAAACCGGACCUCAUCGCCGUAUGUCUCGUGUCCUCUCCGUCACAUGCUUCCUCGCAUCGAUAUCGUGAUGGAACCAAAUAGCAAGGCGCCUCAGCGAGUGCGGACCCUCCUCGAGAUAUAUGCUCGACUAGCGGCUUGCGAUGUCUCCCUCAUCCCCUACUGUCGGCUCACGAUGUCUCCAUGUCCAUGGUACUCCCUUGGGAAGUCAUAGAGUGUGUUGUGGACCAAGCUUGUAAUGACUUCGACCUCCUGCGUAGUUUCUCCCUCACCUGUCGCCAGCUCCAUCCUUACUGUCUCCUGGUCAUGAUCAAUCAUAUCCCUCUCAAUGGCAGGGACAAGGCUUUCGCUUUCUACGAUUUUCUUCGAACAGAUACCGGAUCACGGCUCCGGAGGCACGUACGGUGUCUCACCAUUUCGCCCGUCGACGUUCCGCACCUUCCUCCGCUUCAGAUGCUCCCCAACCUUGCCACCCUCUCAUUCAUCUCGCGCGAGCUCAAGGAAUACUGCGGUGGAGAACGUCGACCUACUUUGUGUCUCCACACGUCCCACCUCCGGUGCUACCACCAGUACGGCCAGAACAUCCGGACUCUACAGCUGGGCAAUCUCUCCCUGUCGACGUGUACAGAUCUGUGCCGAUUGAUCCUUGCAUUCCCGAAUAUGACAAAAAUCGACUGCCGCGAUAUCUCCGUGAAGUCGCAGGCGAAGGCUGGGCCUGGCAUGGACCAAAUGAGGAACAAGCUAUCUCGACAACUUCGCCUGGCCACCGUCAACGUGAGGAUAGCCCAGUGCAUCGUUUGUGUGUCCGAUUGACUUAGAUUCAUUCGGGUG
Dichomitus squalens LYAD-421 SS1 is the source of this 837-nucleotide messenger RNA. RefSeq lists its product as uncharacterized. NCBI's taxonomy places the organism in Eukaryota, Fungi, Basidiomycota, Agaricomycetes, Polyporales, Polyporaceae. The record is from RefSeq and is a predicted model, not a curated record. The transcript has 5 exons. Bases 190 to 819 code for a protein of 209 amino acids.